AUGACUCCAGCUUUCCUGUUCCUCCUCUUCCUCUCAUUGAUCGAUUUUUCUCCGCUGCAGAGCGCACCGACUGACCUUGGGGAUCGAACGGAGAAGUCCACGAAUGUCUUUGAAAUCAUCCCGACACCCAGAGCUGGCUCAAAAACGCCUUUGCUGCUCGGUGACAUCGCCGUGGUGGAUCCUGUACUCAAGAACGCAGAUCCAUGCACUGGCAGAGGCUGCAAGUGGCCUAAAUCUGGACGCUACGUCUACGUGCCCUACUACAUCGACAACACAUACAGUGAUAAAGAACGCAGCAUCAUCCUGAGAGGUCUGAAGAGUUUCCACGAGUCCACCUGCAUUCGCUUCAUCCCGUGGGCUGAGGGCCGCCGUGAUUACAUCCACUUCUUCACUCGACCUCAGUCUGGGUGUUGGUCCAGCCUUGGGCGUCAGAACGGAGGACAGUACAUCUCUUUGGAGCGAUACAGCUGCACGUACCACUCUACAGUGCAACACGAGGUUCUCCACGCUCUGGGCUUUAAUCACGAGCAAGUGCGCUCCGACAGAGACCGAUACGUUAGGAUCCUCUUCCAGAACAUUAGGCCGGAUCAAAGACACAAUUUCAUGAAGAAGCAGACCAACAACUUGGGGACUCCCUAUGACUUUGCAUCUGUCAUGCAUUACAAAAAUUACGACUUCUCCAAAAAUGGACAACCGACUAUUGUUGCCAAGGACAACCCCAGACUUUCCUUCGGAUAUGCCCGUCAAAUGAGUCACAAUGACAUUGCCCGCCUCAACAAGCUUUACAAAUGCUCAUACGACCUGCUCAGUGAGGUCUGA
Messenger RNA from Cololabis saira (Pacific saury), 819 nucleotides. RefSeq names its product low choriolytic enzyme-like. NCBI's taxonomy places the organism in Eukaryota, Metazoa, Chordata, Actinopteri, Beloniformes, Belonidae. The transcript is spliced from 9 exons. Gene Ontology annotation, molecular function: metalloendopeptidase activity; zinc ion binding. Gene Ontology annotation, biological process: proteolysis. The record is from RefSeq and is a predicted model, not a curated record. Bases 1 to 819 code for a protein of 272 amino acids.